Molecule: messenger RNA, 2189 nt
Organism: Hirundo rustica (Barn swallow)
Lineage: Eukaryota; Metazoa; Chordata; Aves; Passeriformes; Hirundinidae
Gene: SGTA
Product: small glutamine rich tetratricopeptide repeat co-chaperone alpha
Exons: 12
Coding region: 108-1046 (312 amino acids)
Biological process (GO): post-translational protein targeting to endoplasmic reticulum membrane
Cellular component (GO): TRC complex; membrane
Molecular function (GO): molecular adaptor activity; protein binding
Source: RefSeq, a predicted model, not a curated record
GCCGCGCAUGCGCAGUGCGGGAGCGCGCCCGGCCCAGGCGAGUGUCCGGUGUUUUCUCUGGAAGCCAGGAGCGGUGGAGCCCGGCCCCUCGCAGCCUCUCUCCCAGCAUGGCAGACCAGAAGCGUCUGGCCUUCUCCAUCAUCCAGUUCCUGCACAGCCAGCUCCAGAGCGGGAGCAUGUCUCCAGAUGCUCAGGAGAGUUUGGAAGUGGCCAUCCAGUGCCUGGAAACAGCGUUUGGGGUCUCCAUGGAAGACCAAAGCCUGGCUGUGUCCCAGACCCUUCCUGAAAUAUUUGAAGCUGUGGUCGGGAAGGAGCUGGAGCACUCCAGGACGAACUCAGAGCCCGUCACCCCCUCGGAAGACGACGUGGCUGAAGCUGAAAGGCUCAAGACUGAAGGAAACGACCAAAUGAAGGCAGAAAACUUCGAGGCUGCCGUGUCUUUUUAUGGGAAAGCCAUCGAGUUAAACCCGGCCAACGCUGUUUAUUUCUGCAACAGAGCCGCUGCCUACAGCAAACUCGGGAAUUACGCGGGAGCCGUGAGGGACUGCGAGCGAGCCAUCGGCAUCGACCCCAAUUACAGCAAAGCCUACGGCAGGAUGGGCUUGGCCCUCUCCAGCUUAAACAAACACACGGAAGCUGUUGUUUACUACAAAAAAGCUCUGGAGUUGGAUCCGGACAACGAAACGUACAAAUCCAACCUCAAAAUAGCCGAACAGAAAAUGAAGGAGACUCCCAGUCCUACCGGCGGCCCCGGAGGCUUCGACUUGGCCGGAUUGCUGAACAACCCCGGCUUCAUGAGCAUGGCCUCAAACCUCAUGAACAACCCCCAAGUACAGCAGCUAAUGUCCGGGAUGAUCUCGGGAGGCCACAACUCCAUGGGAGCGGCCGGGAGCAGCCCCUCCACCAACGACCUGGCCAGCCUGAUCCAGGCGGGCCAGCAGUUUGCGCAGCAGAUGCAGCAGCAGAACCCCGAGCUCAUCGAGCAGCUCCGCAGCCAGAUCCGGAGCCGGACCCCGAGCGCCAGCAACGAGGAGCAGCAGGAGUGAGCCCCUGGAAAUUCUGGAAUUCGCUUUUCCAGCUGGGAUCUACGUCCGUGUUGCCAUUUCUUAACUUGGAAGUAUCCAAGAGGGGGGGGAAAAAACCCAAAAAUAGAAUGGAUAAAACAAAACAAAACAAAACAAAAAUUUCCCAAAUCCUUCCGUGCCCUGCAUGUCACCGAGAAUUCCCGAUUUUCCUUUGCUCCUCCUUUUUUUUUCCCCCUUUUCCCAGAUUUUUUUUUUAUUUUUUGGUUUCUUUUUCCUCCUGGCAGCUCCAGCGGAGCUGAACUCAGAAUUUCCCACCCGACCCGAGAGAAUUCCGCCGGGAAAUUCCCAAAUUCCCGCGGGAUUUGCUGCCUGGGGGGAGUUUUAUUCCCGAUUUUUUGUUUCUUUGGAGGAUUUCCGAGCGAAUUUUUCCUUUUUUUUCCCCCCCUCUCUCGAUUUUCCCCUCGGGAGCCACUUCCAAGAAGUGUUUGAAUCCCCCCCACCCCGGAAUUUUGGGAUUUUUCCACCCUCUGCCAAUGAAGGUUUCGCUCCAAAUCUGGGAUUUUCGGGAAUUUCGCUCUCCAGGAUCUGCGGGGAGGAGUCAGGACUGAACCUCCCCCAGGCGUUUUUGGGCUUUUUUUCCAAUCCCAAAACCAGGAAAAUCCCAUUUGGAGUGCGGCAACUCCGGAAAAAAAAACCAACAAAAAUGGGAAUUUCUCCCGUGGAAUGUGAGCGGGGAGGGAGCGAAGGUGUUUUUAGGGUGUUCAAAGGAAGUUUUUUUCCGAAUUAUUUCGAUUAUUUCUGUUUUAAUUGCAUGUCAGCGCUCGGCCUCUGGCUGGGGUGGGGUGGAGGGAAUCCAAAAAUUCCCGAAUUCGGAUCCAAAAAUCCAGGAUUUGGGCGGGGAGAAGCUCCCGGAGCCGCCUCCAAACCCAGCUGGGUGAAAUCAGAGGAUUUUUAUUUUUCAAAAUCCAAACUGGAUUUCAGCGCGAUUUUUUUUUUUUUUGGCUCCUGGGGGAGGAGGAGCCCCUCUGGAACGUUCGGGAGACGGAAAAAAAAAAUCAUGGAAAAAAAGCGAUUUUUUUCUUUUUUUUUUCGGUCGAGGCUCCGUGGAAAUUCGUGUGGUUCGUGUCACUCGUGAGGAAUAAUAAUAAAAAAAAAAACUUUGGA